Messenger RNA from Anarrhichthys ocellatus (wolf-eel), 3161 nucleotides. RefSeq names its product ras-related protein Rab-37. The record is from RefSeq and is a predicted model, not a curated record. Gene Ontology annotation, molecular function: GTP binding; GTPase activity. The coding region runs from base 629 to 1318 and encodes 229 amino acids. Lineage: Eukaryota; Metazoa; Chordata; Actinopteri; Perciformes; Anarhichadidae. The transcript is spliced from 9 exons.
UUCAGCCCCCGUCCUCCUCCCCGGGUCUCCGCUCUCCUCUCUGACCCGCUGACUGAUCGAGCACCACCUGUGGCGGAUGAGUCAGCCGUCAGCGCGCGCUUGACCCCCGCAGCUGUUAUUUGGGGACAGCGUGAGCCCGAAACACAGACCGACGCGUUCACUCAUACCAGAAACCCACAGCGUUGUUGGCUGUCUCGGUUAACGGUCUGUCCACGCCAGGAUGCAGAGAAAUGUUUCCGCCUUGUUUUGUCACCGCCGCUCUCCUGACUGGUGGACGCAGACGCGCUGAUUGUUGUUCAAGUUUUGACAGCAUCGCUUCCGUCUUUCCACAGCGCGGAAUCGAGGUGUAAUUUCUUCUUCUCCUUCUUCUUCUUCUCCUUCUUCUUAUUCUUCUUCCUCUUCUUCUUCUUCCUCUUCUUCUUCUUCCUCCUCUGAAAGCGCCCGGUGAUCAUUCUGUGGCCACGCGCAGUAAUGCUCGCAGAGGGGCUGGAGGCUGGCGGAGACCGGGACUGAGCGGCGGACAGCUCGCAGAAAACCGUGCGCGUCUUUUCUCGGAACACAUCUCGGAGACGUCUGCAGGUUUCGGCUUCCUUGUCAAGCCCGCGCUCUCUUCUUAACUGGCGUUGCGAUGUCCACCAGAAAGACAUCGUUGACGGACAAGCAGGCUAAAAACGGAACGUCCAAAUAUUCGUUGGAGAGAUGCGCUUCUGUUAACGAGUAUUAUGAUGUUGCGUUCAAGGUGAUGCUGCUGGGAGACUCGUCCGUGGGGAAGACGUGCGUCUUGGUGCGCUUUAAAGACGGGGCGUUUCUGGGAGGCAACUUUAUAGCCACCGUUGGAAUAGACUUUAGGAAUAAAGUGGUGGACGUCGACAACCUGAAAGUCAAACUGCAGAUCUGGGACACAGCCGGCCAAGAGAGAUUCCGCAGUGUAACACACGCCUACUAUCGAGAUGCCCAGGCGUUACUCCUGCUUUACGAUAUCACCAGCAAGCUGUCGUUUGACAAUAUCAGGGCUUGGCUGACUGAAGUACACGAGUAUGCCCAGAAGGAUGUGGUCAUCAUGUUGCUCGGCAACAAGGCAGACAUGGCUGCAGAGAGGGUGGUGAAGACGGAGGACGGAGAGAGGCUGGCGAAGGAAUACGGUGUACCAUUUAUGGAGACCAGUGCGAAGACAGGAGUCAAUGUGGAGCUGGCCUUUCUCGCUGUAGGAAAGGAGCUGAAGCACAGAGCGACACAGCAGCAGAAUGAGCCCAAGUUCCAGAUUCACGACUACAUCGAGGCUCAGAAGCACAAGUCUGGCUGCUGUGGCCACAUGUAGCUGAUCCUGAUCACCAGGCAGUGAGAGACACACACAUAGAGAGAGAGAAAGAAAGAGGGGGAGGGAGGAAGUGGGAUAGAGGUAAAAAAAAAAAAAGAAGUCUGCUCUCUUAUGAAAAGCUAAUCCCAGCACCAAGCCCGAGGAGCAGACGACCUCGUCUGGAAUGGAAGGUGAAUCUGGAUUGGCCGCCAUCCCUUAAAUGAAAUGUGAAUUUAAAUGUCAUGCGUAGAAAUGUUUGUGGUCUUUGUGGUGACAGUUGUAUCAAACUACAAGUCAGGAGUUACAAUCUGAAAUGCAAUAUCAAACAGGAAACAUGGUCAUCAUUUUAUUCUGCAUCGCUGCAAACUCAAAAUUAUUGAUUUUGGAUGAAAAAUAUGGGGCCCGUGUAUUAUUAUGGGGGAAGGAGGUGUCUGCCUGGUCAGACGCAUUGCACUAAAGGUUAACUACACCCUCAAAUUCCUCUUGAAAAUAUCUAAAUAUAACAAAUAACUGCACAGUUUACUGCCACUGACGGGGAAAUAGAUCUGGCUCAUGUCAGCGUGUCUUGGCAUUUGCUAAUGCUAAUGCUAACAUGUCUAGUAGGGGCCAACAUUUAUAAUAAGUACGUUUUAGGCGAACAACACUUGUGUAAGUUAAGUAUUUUGACAGUAUUCUAUUUGUUAUAGUCGUGCAGUAUUAUGUUUGCUAGUGCCUUAGCUAAUUACAGUAACUUGCUAACAUUAGCUCGCUAACAUCAAACUUGCCCCAUUCCAUCACUAUUCUAGUUAUUUACUGUCCUGGUAGACACAGGGUGCUAAAGUAAUCUUUUUACGUGCUGAAAAGAUCAGCUAGCUACUUGCAUUUUGUUAGCUUUUCAGCCAUUGGUUGCAUAUUGAUAGUUUUCCCCUCUGACGGGUGUGGUUUUCACUUUAUGACGCGUUGCGCUCUGUCUCUUUACACCUCUGAGUCUAUUUCCUCGUGGUUGGAACGGGGCCACAGAAUUCGGCUGAACCAAACUUCCAAAUCCAUGCAGACAGAAAAGUGUAUUAACAUCCAACCCUGUCUCCUACAAAAUGAGGUUCCCAUACAACUAAAGUGCACUCUCAAUUAUGUUUUGAGGAAAAUGUAUUUUCUUUCAGGCCCAACGGUCGCAGCUUUAAACUGUUUCAAAUACAUUAAUAAUCAAAAAACAAAAAAUACAUCAUAACUACUUAUCUAGAUUUACUCAAAUACAUCACGGUUGGCUCAAAAUGACUGUGACAUUGAACCAAAAUACGUCAAAAGUAUCCGCGACUAAAUAGAUUUCCCUGGAAACAUAUUUCAUAAUGUUUCAUUGUGUGGGAGCGUAGAUUUUAGGAGACAGGGCUGUAACAUUGUAUGCCAAUGAGAAUCUUUGUGAAUAUGUGUGCAGCAGAUGAAACAUAUUUUAGUACGUGGUUCAGCUUGACUUCAUGUUUGUAAUGAAACUGUUUUUGGUUGCUGUUAAACUGAGCUUCAGUGACUUCAUCUUCAAAGUGAGCUCGACUCUUUGACCUUUUGUUCGGUCCUGGAAGCGAAGUUCGUACCUAAUCUCAGACCUGUCACCUUCUUCACCCUGCAGUUUGCAGUUUUAUACAAACAAUCAAUAGGACUGUUAAUGUGGAUGUCGCAUCUUUUUGCCCUGCAGCUCGUAGUUUGUUUCCCUCCCUGUUUUACCAGACUGUGAACUGAAUCCCUUUUGGCCUUACAGUCUGUAUCAUCAUUCAUCGAUAACUCAGCGUGUUUGAGAAGUGGACUUCAGUCUCACAGUCAGAUUGUAGCUAAAUGAUCCCGUCUGUUCACAUCUGUACUGCUGUUAGAUAGAAUAAAGCCAACUUUUUGAGGG